AUGCUCAAGUAUUCACAAUUGUUAUGGUCAUCACUAUUGGUGGUGCUUUGCUGCUUAUCAUUCGUUAAGGCUGAUCAAAAAGUUUCAAUCAAUAUACCUUCAUUUGCUAAAGAGUGUAUUUAUAACAAUUUAGAUAAUGAUGAUCAUGCUUUAAUUAUAAAUUAUCAAGUUUUACAAGGUGGUAAUUUUGAAUUAGAUUUUGAAAUCACAUCUCCAAAAGGUGAAACUAUUAUAAAGCAAACUAAUGAAAAAUAUGCUGAUUUCCUUUUGAAAACUUUUGGAUUAGGUGAAUAUACUUUUUGUUUUUCAAAUCCUUAUAAUACUUUGAAAAAAGUUGAAUUUUCAAUUGAAUAUGAAAAUAAAGAAAAUAAAGAACGUUUAUCAAAUGAUAAAGAUUCAAUUGUUUCUGAACAUUCUUUAUCUGAAAUUGAUAGAAAUGUUGUUAAAAUUGCUAAAAUUAUGGAUUAUUUAAGAGCAAGAGAAUGGAGAAAUAUGUCAACUGUUCAAUCAACUGAAUCAAGAAUGGUUUAUUUAUCAAUUGGUAUCAUAGUAUUAAUGGUUGCAAUUAGUUUUGGUCAAGCUACAAUUGUUCAAUUUUUAUUUGAAGGUCGUACAAAAACUUAUGUUUAA
Messenger RNA from Hansenula anomala, 630 nucleotides. Its product is annotated as emp24/gp25L/p24 family protein. The record is from RefSeq and is a predicted model, not a curated record. Gene Ontology annotation, cellular component: COPII-coated ER to Golgi transport vesicle; endoplasmic reticulum-Golgi intermediate compartment; endoplasmic reticulum. Gene Ontology annotation, biological process: Golgi organization; protein retention in ER lumen; intracellular protein transport. Bases 1 to 630 code for a protein of 209 amino acids. The transcript has a single exon. Lineage: Eukaryota; Fungi; Ascomycota; Saccharomycetes; Phaffomycetales; Wickerhamomycetaceae.